AUGAGAGUGGAUGAAAUAAUCCCUUCGUCAGAAUCUCUGGCAACUCGGGACUAUUCGGCCAGUGGAUACUCUUCUCGAGCAGAAGGCACUGGUGAUACUAAAGCCGACACGAGCAACAUAGAAGAGGCCGAGUCCUCACUUAGAGAGAGUGGCUAUUUGAAUUAUGAGGAAGCGAGAGCUUUACUGGGACGACUUGAAUAUCAGAAGGGUAAUGUGGAGGCUGCCCUUCGUGUUUUUGAAGGAAUAGACAUUUCAGCAGUGAUUCCCAGAAUAAAGAUCACUCUAGUCAGAAGGUCUGAGCUUACGAGACGUCAUUCUCAAAGUGAUGGUUUCGCUCCAAUGUCCAUGCAUGCAGUAAGUUUGCUGGUCGAAGCCAUAUUUCUCAAAGCAAAAUCACUACAGACCCUUGGGAGGUAUUCAGAAGCUGCUCAAUCCUGCAAAGUGAUACUCGACACGUUUGAAUCCGCUCUCCCAGAUGGGUUGCCGCAAAAUUUAGCUUCCGACUGUAAAUUGCUCGAGACCUUAAACAAAGCAGUCGGGCUACUCCCUGAGCUAUGGAAAAGCGCUUAUGCACCUCAAGAAGCAAUUCUGUCUUACCGUAGGGCCCUGCUCUAUCACUGGAAUCUGGACAUUGAAACCCGAACAAAAAUCGAAAUGGAUUUCGCCAUUUUCCUUCUUUACAGUGGUAAUGAUGCAAAUCCUCCCAACCUACGUUCACAAUUAGAAAGCUCGUUUGUACCCAGAAACAACAUGGAGGAAGCUAUUCUUUUGCUAUUUCUCAUCAUCCAAAAGGUUGUCCUCAGUAAAAUCGAGUGGGACCCAUCGAUCUUGGACCAUCUCUGUUUCGCACUGUCAAUGUCGGGCGAGUGCGAAUCUCUUGCGCGCCAAAUCGAAGAUAUGCCUCCGGAUGCCGUUGCAAGUAAAGAGAAGUACACGUCUUUAGCUUUGUGUUACUAUGCAGAGGGGGAUAGUGUGAGUGCUCUGAAUUUACUGCGUAAUUUUCUGAACAAUCGAGAAAAUCGUAAUUCUGGGCUCGAAUUAUUACUCACCUCAAAGAUUUGUAUCGAGGGUUCUUGUUUUCUUGAAGAAGGCAUAGGAUAUAUUGACAGAUUUCUUCAAGAACCCGGAAGAUGUUGUGAAAAAAGGAGUUCUGCGUGUUAUUUACUAGGUCUGAACCUUUCAGCUCAAUCGAGAGGUGUUUGUUCAGAUGCACAGAGAAUAAAUAAACAAUCUGAAGCACUUAAAGCUCUUGAAAAAGCACACUGUGAGACUAAAGGAAAAAACUCGAGCGUUUUAUUUGCGCUUAGUUUAGAAAAUGCCGAGCAGAGGAAAUUAGAGAAUGCUCUUCAUUACGCAAAGGAGAUGUUGAGAGUGGAAGGAGGUUCUGAUGUGAAGGGGUGGAUUCUUGUCGCUCGUAUUUUGUCGGCUCAAAAGAGGUAUUUUGAUGCCGAAAAUAUAAUCGACACGGCUUUGGAUGAGGCUGGAAAAUGGGACCAAGGCGAGUUGCUUCGUACAAAGGGUAAAUUACAGAUUGCGCAAGGGCGUUUAGGGGAUGCAGUUGAGACUUACACGAAACUUCUUGCUGUCCUUCAGGUGCAAAGAAAGAGCUUUGGGACCCACAGAAGGAUAUUGAAAGAAAGGCAACAUAACAGAUCAAGUCUAGAAAUGGAAACGUGGCAUGAUCUGGCAAAUGUGUAUACGAGCUUAUCUCAAUGGCGAGAUGCCGAGAUAUGCAUUUCGAAAUCCGAAGCCAUCAAUCCUCAUUCGGCAUCACGAUUACAUGCAGCAGGAUUACUCCAUGAAGCCCAAGGGCAGCAUAAAGAUGCUCUAAACUCCUUCCAGAAAGCACUUGAUAUUGAACCUAACCAUGUCCCGAGCUUGAUAUCAACUGCCACAAUCCUCCGGAAAAUCGGAGGGCAGUCAUUGCCUGUAAUCAAAAGCUUCCUGACAGAUGCAUUGCGUCUGGACAGAAUAAACUCGACAGCUUGGUACAACCUUGGCCUGCUCUACAAAACCGACUCAACUGUGGAUGCAGCUGAAUGUUUUGGGGCCGCCGCCUUGCUCCAAGAAUCCGAGCCAGUCGAGCCCUUCAGAUGA
Molecule: messenger RNA, 2097 nt
Organism: Striga hermonthica
Lineage: Eukaryota; Viridiplantae; Streptophyta; Magnoliopsida; Lamiales; Orobanchaceae
Source: the annotation of a GenBank genome assembly